Arabidopsis arenosa is the source of this 1042-nucleotide messenger RNA. Lineage: Eukaryota; Viridiplantae; Streptophyta; Magnoliopsida; Brassicales; Brassicaceae. The record is from the annotation of a GenBank genome assembly.
GCGGAGAAAGCUAUAACGAGAUUCUUCAAUGGAUCCCACUUCUUCUUCUUCUUCUUCCUCUGCUCUUAGAUGGAAAAUUCUUCGCCAAGCGCUUCUCCGUAGAUCUGAUUCUCAAUCUCAAGCUGAGACCAAUCGGAUUUCAAGGAAAGCAACUCAAGGAUUCAACUUGAUUCCUUGUCAAGUGGUGGAUUCUUCUCCGCAAUCGGAUAAGUCUCGUGAAGCAUGCGUUUGCUACACAUUUCCCAUCACUGGCUCUCCCAAACUCUAUCUAACACAAAGAGUGGAUAAUUGCAGUGAUCUCAAUGACUUCGAGAUAUCUAAUCGAUACAACAUUGAUAACACUGGACUUGUCUGUCAAUGGCCCUCAGAAGAAGUUCUAGCAUACUUUUGCAUGUCUCAGCCAGAACGAUUCAGAGGUAAAAGAGUAAUUGAGCUUGGAUCAGGGUAUGGAUUAGCCGGUUUAGCUAUUGCAGCUGCCACCGAGGCAUCACAAGUGGUAAUCUCAGAUGGAAAUCCCCAAGUAGUCAAUUAUAUUAAGCGUAACAUAGAAUCCAACUCCAUGGCAUUUGGUGGCACAAGCGUUAAAGCCAUGGAGUUGCACUGGAAUCAGCAUGAACUUUCAGAGUUGACCAACACUUUCGACAUCAUAGUUGCAAGCGAUUGUACUUUUUUCAAGGAAUUUCAUAAGCACCUUGCAAGAACCAUCAAGAUGCUGCUUAAAGUCAAAGAACCCUCGGAAGCAUUAUUUUUCAGUCCUAAAAGAGGUGACUCCUUAGACAAGUUCUUGAAGGAGAUUGAAGAUAUUGGUUUACACUACGUCUUAACCGAAAACUACGAUGCACAAGUUUGGAAACGUCAUGAGACGCUUGUGAAAGGAGACGACGCUUGGCCUAACUAUGACAAGAAUCAUUGCUACCCUUUCCUUAUUCAAAUUACGAAUCAUAUUUAGUCAAGACUGUCAUAUUUGCGGCUAUGGAAUGGCGAAUAAACGCAGGUACACCAAAUCUCUCAAGCUUUGUUUUAACAAAUUGUGUUUUAUGGA